GUGGUCUGUACUUUGAACCAUAAAUAUCAUUGCAUGCAGGAGAUGGCUGCAAAAACUUACUUACCUAUUUCAACACUGAUAGUAGCUUCUCUAGUGAUCUUUUUUGGUAAUGUAGAAGCCCAAAAGAAGUUGAGUCAUCCUGCUUUCACUGGGUCGGCUGAACUCACCCUCAAAGUUCUGUACUGUUACAGCUGAGGGUAUCGGAAGGUGUUUGAGCAGUAUACUCAAGCACUGCGAACUGAGGUGCCUCACCUCAACAUGGAGGGAGGGACGUACCCACCACCGAGGGUCAAUGAGCUGCUCAGUUCAGGGUUGUUUAUUGUGAGGAUGGCAGUCGUACUGCUGUUGUUGGCCGGACCAGGGGUGCUGCAGAGCAUUGGGAUACAGAACCCACCCUGGAUAUACACCUGGGCUCACGAGAACAAGAUGACCACUUUCCUGGUGAUAUUUAUAAUCGGAGGACAAAUAGAGAACCAGUUGCUGUCCACCGGUGCCUUUGAAGUAUCACUCAACGAUGAGCUGGUGUGGUCCAAGCUAGAGACAGGUAGACUGCCUUCACUCAUGGAACUCAAGGAGCUAAUAUCAGAGCCGAGUCAGUCGUUUGAAUCAGCCUCCACAGUCAUGGAGGCUGAGUUCGAUGACGAGAUGGAGUCCUUCUAUUCAUAGGGAAAUGUGCCAGGUUGGAGAUAUGUGACUUGUGAUGUGAUAUGACGAAUGUCGACUAAACCACACUGUGUGAAGUUGACGUUCUGAGGCCCCCACUCACAUUAACUGAACUCUAACCUGACACUAGUCCCUAUGUUGUGCGUAUUUUGUGUGUUGAUCUUAUUUAUUUUCCCAUGAAUUUCCUGAGAUCUUCCUG
This is a messenger RNA of Halichondria panicea, 862 nucleotides long. Its product is annotated as selenoprotein T2-like. Gene Ontology annotation, molecular function: thioredoxin-disulfide reductase (NADPH) activity. Bases 259 to 666 code for a protein of 135 amino acids. Gene Ontology annotation, biological process: cell redox homeostasis. The transcript has 5 exons. The record is from RefSeq and is a predicted model, not a curated record. NCBI's taxonomy places the organism in Eukaryota, Metazoa, Porifera, Demospongiae, Suberitida, Halichondriidae. Gene Ontology annotation, cellular component: endoplasmic reticulum membrane.